Molecule: messenger RNA, 480 nt
Organism: Prosopis cineraria
Lineage: Eukaryota; Viridiplantae; Streptophyta; Magnoliopsida; Fabales; Fabaceae
Product: probable serine/threonine-protein kinase WNK11
Exons: 4
Coding region: 1-480 (159 amino acids)
Biological process (GO): protein phosphorylation; intracellular signal transduction
Cellular component (GO): cytoplasm
Molecular function (GO): protein serine/threonine kinase activity
Source: RefSeq, a predicted model, not a curated record
AUGGAAGAUACUACACAGAACAAGACUCUGAACUUCAUCACUGAAGCUUCCGUUUCUGGGAGCUGCCGAUUAGCAGAAGAAGCACCGUCACCUCUAAUCAUAACUGUGAAGAAGAAUGAAGGGUGCCGGGAGACCUCAAUUGCAGCAUCUUCAUCAAUGGGAAUCUGGGGGCAGAUCAAAAUCGGAUAUUUGGGGUUGGCGACUAUGAUAGAGAGAAACCAUAGGGUUCAUUCUAUGAUUGGGACGCCAGAGUUUAUGGGCACCAGAUAUUACAAAAUUCUACAAGAAAGUAACCUCUGGGAAAGACCUAAGGCCAUGGACAAGGUCAGAGACCCACAAAUUAAGGGCUUCAUUAAGAAGUGCUUGGGUUUUGCGAGGCCUUCUGCAUCAGAACUCCUUCAGGAUCUGUUCUUUGAGGGGCUUGAUGAUGUCAAAAAGAAACUGAGAGCUAACAUUGUCGCGAACACGAAGGGAGACUAG